This is a messenger RNA of Saccostrea cuccullata (small rock oyster), 1037 nucleotides long. RefSeq lists its product as uncharacterized. The record is from RefSeq and is a predicted model, not a curated record. The transcript has 4 exons. The annotation marks the transcript as partial. NCBI's taxonomy places the organism in Eukaryota, Metazoa, Mollusca, Bivalvia, Ostreida, Ostreidae.
GAAUUCCUGUGUUGGACCCCCUAUUGAGGAGCCUACAUAUCUCUUGUCUCAAAGAACAUGAAGAUUUUCUAUUGGAGGAACUGGAGCCUCUUGAACUCUGUGACCUUUUGUUUGAGGAGAGCGCAAUAGACAUUCCUGAUCAUGACAGAAUUACAGAGACAAACAAAAUUUCUAAGCAAAUCCAACGCUUCUUGGAAACAGUAAAGAAAAAUGAAAAUAACUGCUUUCAUUUUUUGUUGUUUAUUCUGGGAAAAAAUGGAUAUAGAGAAAUUCUUGAGGAGCUUGUCAAAGCUGACUCAGGACCUAAAGGAGCUGAAACAGAUGCAGAGUUUGAAUGGAGAGUAUCACACAAAUUCAACAACACAGUAUCUUCAGAAAGUGUCCAGAAUAGAUCCAUAAAUGUAAAGCUAACAGUGGAAGGUUCCAAAGGAAGGCAGGUUGAACAAGCACUUCAUCAGCAGGUACUCUCCACAGACACUGGGAUUAUUGAGGAGGCUGCUACGUAUGGACAAAUGACUAUUGAAGAUGUCUCUACUGGUUCUGUAGUCAUUCAGUUAAGGCCGAUCACUGACCAAGCUGUACGGACAUUACUCAAUGCCAGAGAAAACAACAGGCUGGUGGAGUUUAUACUAGGGAUGAUAAAGAGGGUAAAUAUACCUACUGUUCAGGGAACAGAGCCUCUGGAGAUCAGGGUACAGGUUUCUUAUUCACACCCACCAGCAGCUAAGCCAGAUAUUCCUAAGGCAGAACUAACCAAGCAGAGAGUGAAAGUUUAUAGGAAUGAACUUGUCUCCGAGUUAGAACCUGGAGCUCUGAUUUCUUUGUUAUCAAAAUCAGAAUGCUCUGCACGGAGCGCAAUGGAUUCGAUCAGAAGUGCUCCCACUUCUAGUGAACGUACAGAAAAACUUCUAUCAUUGAUUGAGAAUGGGGAUUUAAAGACAGUAGAGGCUUUUAUUACUGCUCUAAAGGACGUAGGAUAUCGUGAGAUUUUGGAAUUAAUUGAUCCCAUAGAUAUCCAUAGUAAAGCUGGUAAGUGA